UUUAAUACCAUAUUUGGUCUUCCUGUUUGCCUGUGGCAUUCCACUGUUUCUCCUGGAGAUAUCAUUGGGUCAAUAUACCAGUCAGGGUGGCAUCACCUGCUGGAAGAAAAUUUGCCCUUUGUUUCAAGGCUUGGGGUAUGGAACGAUGGUGGUCCUGUUGUAUUCCUGCAUCUACUACAUUAUCAUUAUGGCCUGGGCAUUCUUCUAUCUUUUUUCUUCUUUUAGUACCGAGUUACCCUGGGCUAGCUGCAACAAUUCUUGGAACACUGAACUUUGUGUUGAAUUUGAUAAAAAGAAGGAUUUUAACAACUUGACUAUACCAGAAAACGCAACUUCACCAGUUCAUGAGUUCUGGGAGAGGAGAGUGCUAAAUCUCACUGGCAAUGUACAUGAGCUAGGCAGUAUAAGGUGGGAGCUGGCUGCGUGUCUCCUCUUGUCUUGGAUCAUCUGCUACUUCUGUGUUUGGAAGGGAGUGAAGUCUACAGGGAAGGUGGUCUAUUUCACUGCUACCUUUCCUUAUGUUAUGUUGAUGGUGCUUUUGGUGAAUGGGCUCAUGUUGCCGGGAGCUGCUGAUGGUAUCAGGUUUUACCUCUACCCAGAUUUUACACGUCUCAAAGACCCACAGGUGUGGAUGGAUGCUGGAACUCAAAUUUUUUAUUCUUAUGCGCUCUGCAUGGGCUGCCUCACUGCUCUCGGAAGCUACAACAAGUACAACAACAACUUAUACAAGGACUGUAUUUAUCUGUGCCUGUUGAACAGUGGGACCAGUUUUGUGUCUGGCUUUGCCAUAUUCUCUGUGCUGGGCUUCAUGGCUUAUGAGCAGGAGACAGAUAUAUCAACAGUAGCAGAGUCAGGUCCAGGGUUGGCCUUUAUUGCAUACCCCAGGGCAGUAGCGAUGAUGCCUGCUCCACAACUAUGGGCCAUUUGUUUUUUCUUGAUGAUAGUUUUGCUAGGCUUAGAUACUGAGUUUGUGGGCCUGGAGACAUUUAUGACAGCUAUAACUGACCUGUACCCCUCCUACUUACUCCUUGAUUAUCGGCGUGAACUCACCCUGCUCUUUAUCUGUGUUGGGAGUUUCCUCAUUGGGCUGGUUAUGGUAACAGAGUGGGAUGACACUUCUUUUAUUCGCCAUUCUGCAGUCAGUGUGUAUAGGGUGGGUGUAUGGGGCUGAUAGCAUGUAUAAUAACAUUGAGGACAUGAUUGGUUAUCAACCAUGGUUCUUAAUAAAAUACUCUUGGAAAUACAUCACUCCUCUAGUCUGCACUG
Tachysurus vachellii is the source of this 1266-nucleotide messenger RNA. Its product is annotated as sodium- and chloride-dependent GABA transporter 2-like. The record is from RefSeq and is a predicted model, not a curated record. The transcript is spliced from 11 exons. Gene Ontology annotation, biological process: sodium ion transmembrane transport. Gene Ontology annotation, cellular component: membrane. NCBI's taxonomy places the organism in Eukaryota, Metazoa, Chordata, Actinopteri, Siluriformes, Bagridae. The coding region runs from base 146 to 1171 and encodes 341 amino acids.